Messenger RNA from Trichosporon asahii var. asahii CBS 2479, 1941 nucleotides. RefSeq names its product AAA family ATPase, putative. Gene Ontology annotation, molecular function: ATP hydrolysis activity; ATP binding. Lineage: Eukaryota; Fungi; Basidiomycota; Tremellomycetes; Trichosporonales; Trichosporonaceae. The transcript has 6 exons. The record is from RefSeq and is a predicted model, not a curated record. The coding region runs from base 1 to 1941 and encodes 646 amino acids.
AUGUCAGACCCGAAGGAAGAGGUCGCAACGGCCGCGGCUGGAACCUCAGUUGACGUCAAGCCUGGCAUCACCUCGCCUGCAAUCGACGGCGACAACAAGACCGUCACCAAGCACGGAUUGGAAGACACUCAAGUAGCUCAAGACAGCCCCAGCAAGAAGCCUCGCGUCGAAGAAGCGAGUGGCAACAACAAGGUCCUCCCUACCCCUCCCAACGAGGCAUCCGACGCCAUCGCCAAGGACCCCGGUGCUAAGGCUCCCAAGCCUCGCAUCAAGGAGGUCUACGAGGUUCCUCUUGGGCGCCGCUGGGUGAAGUACGUCCGUCCCCCUGCGCCCAAGGUCAAUGGCACAUGGCGCGUGCUCGUCGCACACCACCGCGCCGCCGAUGGCGACCUGCUCGAAAAGUUCCUCGAGAUCGACACCUUCCUCGAGAUCAAGCACGCCGGACUUCGCGAGUGGCUCAAGCAGCGCUACCCCUCGUGCUUGAAGCUGUACGACUACCCUCCUGGAAUCCGCAGGGCGUGGGAAGGGCUUGAGAAGGAUCCGAGCCCCGCAGCUCCCGGCGAUAAUAAGGAGGAAGCUCCCGCCACUGAGACCUCUGCCGACAUGACUGAAGAUGACGACUGCGAAGACGACAGUGACAGUGACGAUAAGAUCGACGCUGAAAGUGACUCUAGUGACGAAUCGGCUGAACCCACUGGUUUGCAGACUGCGCUCGGCGUGCUUGUCAAGUACCUCGACGACAAGGCGGGGUCGCAUCGUGUUCCGUCUGCUGUGGUGGAUCUUCACCCCGGGCCUGGAAGUGUCCACGACAGACAAGAUGACCGGCUUGCCUACCGCUUACCGCUCAUCUCCGAUCUCGAAGUCUCCCCUCUGACUCCGGAGGGGAAGGUAGCUUUGGCCGACCGCGGUAGGGUCUACGCGAGCAAGUACGCCAGCAUCGUGCACGCCAGUUACACCGGCUCGAUGUACGUGAUGAACCCCAGCACUGGUCGCUACCAUGCGCGCCCCGGCUCGGGACGUGUCAUUGUCGACGUCGGAACCCACAGGCAGGACUAUCCCUACGAGGACAACUACGGCGAGCAGCGCCGCUCGGCCCCCAAGGUCACCCUCAACGACAAGUACCUGCACCUGCUGCCUCCUUCGAUCAAGGGCUUUCACUUGAAGCACAAGAUCUGGGGUCAGUUCGUCAUUACACGCCUGCAGGACAUCGAGUGGAAUGACAUGGCAUUCAAGCAUCUCGUCAUCUCGGACACGUACCGCAACAUCGUCCAGUCGCUCUGCGAUGUGCACACUGGCACACUGGGUGCUGGGCUCGUCAAGGACAUUGUGCCGGGCAAGGGUGAAGGCGUCAUCAUGGCGUUCCAUGGGCGCCCCGGCACGGGCAAGACCCUGACUGCCGAGGCAGUCGCGGAGCAUCUCAAGACGCCACUGUACAUGGUUUCAGCGGGCGAGCUCGGCACCCAUGCGCUCGAGCGCAAUCUGCAGAACGUGCUGCGCCUCGCGACGGCGUGGAAGGCCGUGCUCCUGAUCGACGAGGCGGACAUUUUCCUGCAGCGUCGCUCAUCGACAGACCUCGAGCGCAACACCGUCGUCGGUACGUUCCUCCGCCUGCUCGAGUACUACAACGGCGUGCUCAUCAUCACGACCAACCGCAUGCACGACAUGGACGAGGCGUUCGCAUCGCGCUUUUCGCUGAUCCUGCCCUUCGAGGACUUGCCGCCCGCGUCGCGCCGCCAGAUCUGGGCAGGACGCUGCCGUUCCGAGCUCGAGAAGCCCGAAGCCGAGUUCGAUCUCGACGAGCUCGCCGCUGCCAACAUCAACGGGCGCGUCAUCAAGCAGGUUGUGCGCACGGCGCAGGCACUCGCGGUGGCGGCCGGUGGCAGCCUGCAGAUGGAGCAUCUGCGCCAAGUUCUGCGCUUGACCGACUGCCAGACCGAGUAG